UUUUAUUUAUUUUUAAUUUCUUUCAAUCAUAUAUUCAUAUUCUCUCUCCACCUUUUUUUCCUAAUUUUUCAUCCAUUUUUUUUUCUUUCUAUUCUUUAGCAACUGGUUACUCUUUGCUAGCAGUCAAACUGUGAAUCUACCGGCGGUUUAUUUCUCUAAUAUCACCGCCGGGAACCGUAAUUUCGUCCGUCAAAGCCACGGAUCUGCACUUGACUUGUCUUCUCUGCUCGCCGGAGAUUGCCGUGGUCCCUUAAAAAGUAUUUCUGAUUACCAGUUGAAGCUGAAAGUUUGUCCAAGUUAGUUACCGAUGGGUCGUUUAAGGCUACAAUCUAGUAUCAAUGCAAUUGAAGAAGAACCAGAAGAAUGUGAGGCUACUUCUUCCAAUAAGUCCGCAUUGGGAUGUAUGAUUAAUUCAGAGAUAGGAGCUGUGCUUGCGGUCAUGAGGAGAAAUGUGAGAUGGGGAGGUCGUUAUGUAUCGGGUGAUGACCAGUUGGAGCACACUCUCAUUCAAUCUCUUAAAACAUUGAGAAGACAAAUAUUUUCAUGGCAGCACGAGUGGCAAUCCGUCAACCCUUCCUUGUAUCUCCAGCCAUUUCUUGAUGUAAUUCGGUCAGAUGAAACAGGUGCUCCAAUUACCGGUGUUGCAUUGUCGUCUAUUUACAAGAUUUUGACUCUUGAUGUGCUGGAUGUAAAUACUGUCAACGUUGAUGAUGCCAUGCAUCUGGUAGUUGAUGCUGUUACCUGCUGCAGAUUCGAGGUAACUGACCCUGCAUCUGAAGAAGUUGUAUUGACCAAGAUACUUCAGGUUCUUUUGGCUUGCAUGAAAAGUAAAGCAUCAGUUAUGUUGAGUAAUCAGCAUGUUUGUACCAUUGUAAACACUUGCUUCCGAGUCGUUCAUCAAGCUGGAAGUAAAGGUGAACUAUUACAGCGAAUAGCUCGCCACACAAUGCAUGAACUUGUCAGAUGCAUUUUUUUGCACCUUCCAGAUGUUGACAACACAGAACAGUCACUGGUUAAAGGAGGCAGUUCAGUGAAAAAUGAGAAUGCUGGUUUGGAUACGGAUUAUAACUUCAGCGGUAAAUCAGAAAAUGGCAGUGGAGCUUCUGAAUUUGAUGGCCAACUCUCAUCUGGCAUUUAUAAUUCUGCUUCAUCUGGCCUCAUUGGUGGUAUGAUGGAUGAAAGUAUUCCCAGGAAUGAUAACGGGAAGGAUGCAGUUCCUUAUGAUCUGCAUUUAAUGACAGAACCUUAUGGUGUGCCCUGCAUGGUUGAAAUAUUUCAUUUUCUCUGUUCAUUGCUAAACGUUGUUGAGCAUACAGGGAUGGGUCUCAGAGCAAAUUCUUUAACAUUUGAUGAAGAUGUACCUCUUUUUGCCUUGGGUUUGAUCAACUCAGCAAUUGAAUUAGGUGGCCCUGCUAUCCGACAUCAUCCUAGAUUAUUGAGUUUGAUACAGGACGAAUUGUUCCGUAACCUCAUGCAGUUUGGGUUGUCAAUGAGUCCCUUGAUUCUAUCUAUGGUCUGUAGCAUUGUGCUCAACCUAUAUCAGCAUUUGCGCACUGAGCUGAAGCUUCAGCUUGAAGCUUUCUUUUCCUGUGUGAUCUUAAGACUUUCACAAAGUCGAUUUGGAGCUUCGUACCAGCAGCAGGAGGUUGCAAUGGAGGCUCUAGUUGAUUUCUGUAGGCAGAAAACCUUCAUGGUAGAAAUGUACGCGAAUUUGGAUUGUGAUAUAACGUGUGGUAAUGUGUUCGAAGAGCUUGCCAAUUUAUUGUCAAAGAGUGCUUUUCCUGUGAAUUGCCCUUUGUCCAGCAUGCAUAUUCUUGCGUUAGACGGUCUUAUUGCUGUGAUUCAGGGAAUGGCUGAGAGGAUAGGCAAUGGAUCAGUUGGUUUUGAACUAACGCCUGUGAAUCUUCAGGAGUAUACUCCGUUUUGGAUGGUGAAAUGUGAGAAUUAUGGUGAUCCUGAACAUUGGGUCCCUUUUGUUCGUAGAAGGAAGUACAUCAAAAGAAGGUUGAUGAUUGGAGCUGAUCACUUUAACCGAGAUCCUAAGAAAGGGCUAGAAUUUCUUCAAGGGACAUAUCUUUUGCCUGAGAAACUUGAUCCACAGAGUGUUGCUUGCUUUUUCCGCUAUACUGCUGGAUUAGAUAAAAAUCUAGUUGGAGAUUUUCUUGGAAAUCAUGAUGAAUUUUGCGUUCAGGUUCUGAAUGAAUUUGCUGGAACAUUUGAUUUCCAGGACAUGAACCUGGAUACCGCAUUAAGGCUCUUUCUGGAGACUUUUCGACUACCUGGAGAAUCUCAGAAGAUACAAAGAGUGCUGGAGGCAUUCUCAGGGAGAUAUUACGAGCAAUCCCCACUGAUUUUAGCCAAUAGAGAUGCUGCUCUUUUGUUGUCUUAUUCCCUCAUAAUGCUUAACACGGAUCAGCAUAAUGUACAGGUGAAGAAAAAGAUGACCGAAGAGGAUUUCAUCAGGAAUAAUCGGCAUAUUAAUGGAGGUAAUGACCUCCCUCGCGAUUUCCUGUCGGAGCUUUACUACUCAAUAUGCAAGAAUGAGAUUCGCACGACACCUGAACAAGGAGCUGGUUUCGCUGAAAUGACUCCUAGCCGAUGGAUUGAUUUGAUGCACAAGUCCAGAAAAACUUCUCCGUACAUCGUCUCCGAUUCCAGAGCCUACCUCGACCAUGACAUGUUUGCAAUCAUGUCUGGUCCGACGAUUGCCGCCAUCUCUGUGGUGUUCGAUCAUGCAGAGUACGAGGAUGUCUACCAAACAUGCAUCGACGGAUUCUUGGCUGUUGCAAAGAUAUCUGCAUGCCAUCAUCUCGAAGAUGUUUUGGACGAUCUUGUAGUGUCCCUGUGCAAGUUUACAACGUUGUUGAAUCCCUCAUCUGUGGAGGAGCCCGUUCUAGCCUUUGGCGAUGAUGCAAAAGCUAGAAUGGCAACUGUUACGGUUUUCACUAUCGCAAAUAGAUAUGGAGAUUUUAUCCGUACUGGCUGGAGAAAUAUUCUGGACUGCAUCUUGAGAUUGCACAAGCUUGGCCUUCUACCUGCUCGUGUGGCCAGUGAUGCAGCCGAUGAUUCGGAGUUGUCGUCUGAUCCUGGUUCACAUGGCAAGCCUCUCACAAACUCACUAUCUUCCGCUCAUAUGCAAUCUAUCGGUACCCCUAGGCGGUCUUCGGGCCUGAUGGGUCGGUUCAGUCAACUUCUUUCUCUAGAUACUGAAGAGCCGAGAUCUCAGCCCACUGAACAACAACUGGCUGCCCAUCAACGCACACUCCAGACUAUUCAGAAGUGCCAUAUUGACAGUAUUUUCACUGAGAGCAAGUUCCUGCAUGCCGAUUCAUUAUUACAGCUUGCACGAGCACUCAUAUGGGCCGCUGGGCGACCGCAGAAGGGAAGCACCUCGCCUGAGGAUGAGGACACUGCAGUUUUCUGCUUGGAAUUGCUAAUUGCAAUUACAUUGAACAACCGUGAUAGAAUUGGGCUUCUCUGGCAAGGUGUUUAUGAGCACAUAGCUAAUAUAGUUCAAUCGACAGUAGUGGCUUGUGCUUUAGUCGAGAAGGCUGUUUUUGGACUUCUUCGUAUUUGCCAGAGACUGCUUCCAUACAAGGAGAACUUGGCAGAUGAGCUUCUGAGAUCGCUGCAGCUUGUUCUCAAGCUCGACGCACGAGUCGCCGAUCAAUACUGCGAGCAGAUUACUCAGGAGGUCAGCCGAUUAGUCAAAGCAAACGCAACACACAUUCGUUCUCCAAUGGGCUGGCGAACGAUUGCUUCGUUACUCUCUAUCACAGCUAGGCACCCGGAUGCUUCUGAAUCGGGAUUCGAAGCCCUCACGUUCAUAAUGGCAGAUGGGGCCCACCUUUCUCCAGCUAAUUUCGUGCUCUGUGCAGAUGCAGCGAGGCAAUUUGCAGAGUCUCGUGUGGGGCAGACAGAUAGAUCGAUCCAGUCUGUCGAUCUUAUGGCGGGGUCCGUUUCUUGUUUGGUGCGGUGGGCGCAAGAUGCUAGGGAAGGUACGGCCGAAGCAGAAGCUGCGAAACUGUGUCAGGAUAUUGGGGAGAUGUGGCUGAGGCUUGUCCAGGGUUUGAGGAAAGUUUGUCUGGAUCAAAGAGAAGAAGUUAGAAACCACGCUCUUCUAUCUCUACAAAUGUGCUUAACCGGAGUAGAUGAAAUUCACCUCCCACUUGGCCUCUGGCCACAGUGUUUCGAAAUGGUUAUAUUCACUAUGCUCGACGACUUGGCUGAAAUCGCACAGGGGAACCCUCAGACUCAAAAGGAAUACAGAAACAUAGAAGGGACACUCGUUCUUGCACUGAAGCUGCUAACGAAAGUGUUCCUACAUUUACUCAACGAGCUGUCACAGUUAUCGAGCUUCUGCAAACUGUGGCGUAACGUGAUUGGUCGGAUGGAGAAGUAUAUGAAGCUGAAGGUUAAAAGGGGUGAGAAGCUUCUGGAAUUAAUCCCCGAGCUUCUAAAGAACACACUUCUUGUUAUGAAGACAAAGGGAGUGCUCGUUCCGACAAGUACUCUCGGGGGAGACAACGUGUGGGAACAAACAUGGCUGCAUGUGAAUAAGAUAUUUCCAUCUCUACAAUCGGAAGUGUUCCCUAAUCUAGAUUCGGAGCCUUUACAGUCUAGCCCCGUUUUGGGCGAAUCUGCUUCCGAUCAAACCAACUAGCAUAAUGUUUAUCGCAACGUGACCCCUUCUUUCCAUUUUCUUUUUUUCGCUUCGGUGAAAAAAUUUACCACAUUUGUACCGUUUAGAUUAGUGGUGUUAAUUCGGUAGGGUUGAGAUUUUCGAAUAUGUAAUCUUUUAACUGAGUGCUUUUAUGGUGUAGGAUUUGGCUUCGAUUUUUGUCUUCCGAAAAAUACGAAGACUGGCUUGAAUUUGUGAUGGAGGAAGUUGAGCAUCUUCUUUCCAGAGACUGGUGGCUUAUAUUUGUACAGAAUGUUAAUUUUUCUAACUCCUUUUGAUUUUUUCUGAGAGUAUUGUAGUAGUUUGCCUGAAGACAUUUGUUCUGAUAUUGCAUUUGGUCUGAUAUUUGUACCA
This is a messenger RNA of Erythranthe guttata (spotted monkey flower), 5035 nucleotides long. It is a transcript of the gene GN, whose product is annotated as sec7 domain-containing protein. Gene Ontology annotation, molecular function: guanyl-nucleotide exchange factor activity. The record is from RefSeq and is a predicted model, not a curated record. NCBI's taxonomy places the organism in Eukaryota, Viridiplantae, Streptophyta, Magnoliopsida, Lamiales, Phrymaceae. Gene Ontology annotation, biological process: regulation of ARF protein signal transduction.